GGUUGUUUGUCUUGUAGUAAUAAUCAUAACUGGUCUCCACUGUGUCCAGUGACUCAGUAAAGUAAAGUUAGAACACACUGUCUCUGGUGCCUCUUCAUUCUCCUCUCACUGUAAAGUCUCUAACUUUCUCAUUCAGCUCUUUCCAAACCCCAGUUAGAUUCAUUCAUCAACACUUUCAUCCUCAUUGCAAACUAGUAAAUCUGUUAAUUCAAUAUCAGUUCCUGGGUUGUGUUGUGUCCCAAACCCAUAAGAGGAGCUGAAACAGUUCUCAAUAGCAGCACCACCAACACUCUUGUAGGGUUUGUAGAUCAGUUAAGGCUUUGCCCGGCAGAAGUAUUAGGCUGAACCUGCUGGUUUAAGUGAUAUUGGAUGCAAUGAAGCUUAAAGAAUGGCUUGCUAGUGUUUUGUUGCUCACUACUGCUAUGCUAACAACCACAUUGGGUGCAUUUGUGGGGGUAAACAUUGGCACUGAUGUCUCUGAUAUGCCAUCUGCUUCUAAUGUGGUUUCUAUUCUAAAAGCCCAUCAAAUUACUCACGUGCGUCUUUAUGACGCCAAUGCACACUUACUACAAGCCCUUUCAAACUCUACUAUUGACGUAAUUGUCGGCGUCACCAACGAGGAGGUACUGAAAAUCGGAGAAUCUCCGUCAGCAGCCGCAGCCUGGAUUAACAAAAAUGUAGUUGCGUAUGUACCAUCCACCAAUAUCACGGCAAUAGCUGUUGGCAGCGAGGUUCUUUCCACAAUCCCAAACCUUGCCCCCGUUCUUGUUCCUGCCAUGAAUUCUCUUCACAAAGCUCUGGUUGCCACAAACCUUAACUUCCGCGUCAAGGUUUCGACACCACAAUCUAUGGAUAUUAUCCCUAAGCCUUUUCCUCCUUCUACUGCCACCUUUAACUCUUCGUGGAACUCUACACUCUACCAAGUCCUCCAGUUUUUGAAAAACACAAAUUCCUCCUUCAUGUUAAAUGCUUACCCUUAUUAUGGAUAUACUAAAGGAGAUGGUAUUUUCCCUAUUGAAUAUGCUCUUUUCCGACCCCUUCCUUCGGUGAAGCAAAUUGUUGAUCCGAACACACUAUUUCACUACAACAGUAUGUUUGAUGCUAUGGUGGAUGCUACCUAUUACUCUAUAGACGCGUUAAAUUUCAAAGAUAUACCUGUUGUUGUCACAGAAACUGGUUGGCCAUCUUUUGGUGGAGCAAAUGAACCUGAUGCUACUGCAGAAAAUGCCGAGACCUACAAUAACAAUAUGAUUCAACGGGUCCUGAAUGAUUCUGGUCCACCUAGUCAGCCAAACAUACCAAUUAAUACUUACAUAUAUGAAUUAUUCAACGAAGACAAGAGGAAUGGGCCUAUAUCGGAAAAAAAUUGGGGCAUCGUCUAUACUAAUGGAAGUGCUGUUUUUCCUUUAAGUUAUGGUGGUGCUUCUGGCCAGAUAACUGGAAUUGGAAAUUCUUCGGGAGUUUUUUGUGUGGCUAAAGAUGGAGCAGACACUGAUAAGCUGCAAAAUGGCCUGAGCUGGGCUUGUGGACAAGGAGGAGCAAACUGUGCUCCUAUUCAACAAGGGCAGCGAUGCUAUCUCCCCAAUAAUGUGAAAAGCCAUGCCUCUUAUGCUUAUAAUGAUUAUUAUCAGAAAAAUCAAGGUGUUGGUGGAACAUGUGACUUCGACGGUACUGCUGAAAUUUCUACCCAGGAUCCAAGUUAUGGAUCCUGUAGAUUCACAGGAAGCUCUGGCGCCGGAGGAGUGAGUUUACCACCCAUGGCACUUGGUCCUUCUUCAGGUCCCUUUGGAGCAAGUAUGAACUUUCAAGUGUCUACCAUUCAGUAUUUGAUAUCUGCUGUCGGUGUAUUUUUUGCUCUAAUGAUUCUAUGAUCAAAAGGUUUAAGCACUUUUAAGAUUGCAAUUCAAUUAUUCGCUGGAGUGUAGUUUUCAUCGAUUUUGGUUCUUGUAUUUUGUCCAUUUUAUUAUUCAUGGCUAUGCUCCAUCUUGUGCAUUUGAGGUCACUGUAAUUUACUGUAUCUCUUUUAUGAUAGAUAAUUGCUUAAAUCUAGUGAUUUAGCUGUAGGAGAAAAACCAAAGACUGAAUCUAGAAGAAAUUAUUGCCA
Trifolium pratense (red clover) is the source of this 2104-nucleotide messenger RNA. RefSeq names its product glucan endo-1,3-beta-glucosidase 4. The coding region runs from base 375 to 1871 and encodes 498 amino acids. Gene Ontology annotation, molecular function: hydrolase activity, hydrolyzing O-glycosyl compounds. Gene Ontology annotation, cellular component: plasma membrane. The record is from RefSeq and is a predicted model, not a curated record. Lineage: Eukaryota; Viridiplantae; Streptophyta; Magnoliopsida; Fabales; Fabaceae. The transcript has 5 exons. Gene Ontology annotation, biological process: carbohydrate metabolic process.